AUGACGGAGUGUUAUGAUGUUGAUUUAAUGGAGCUCCUUUUAUGUAAUCUCUUGAAAUUUAUCGUAACGACAUAUAUUUUAGAUGUUGACAAAGAAGGACGAUUACGGGGAAUUGAGCGGGGACACGCUCAUCUCUGUGAUCUACAUCCUGGACUGUAUACUUGCCCGCAGAAAUCGCAACUUCGCAUACAGAAUAUAAUCUGCCAAAAAUCGAAAGCACAGCGUUCACUCGCACAGAGGAUGAGGGACAAAGUCUCUGGGGUUAAUCAAUCUGCUUGGUUUACGAAUGUGCAACUGGCCUAUACAAUGACUUGCGGUGGUUAG
Necator americanus (New World hookworm) is the source of this 324-nucleotide messenger RNA. RefSeq lists its product as uncharacterized. NCBI's taxonomy places the organism in Eukaryota, Metazoa, Nematoda, Chromadorea, Rhabditida, Ancylostomatidae. Bases 1 to 324 code for a protein of 107 amino acids. The record is from RefSeq and is a predicted model, not a curated record. The transcript has 4 exons.